GUCAACCGCAAUUUGUGUAAUAAAUGUUGCUUUGAUUGGAUUUCCCAUUAAUUCUCUCUCACAUAUUUAGAAUGAUUUCUCAUUAAAAUUGGGGUGUGAUCUCUUCAAUUUCACGUAUUUAUUAUACAAGAAUAAUGGCAAACCAUUAUGAAGUGCCUAGCUGGGCCGGCAAGCCUCCCACCGGGCUGCAUUUGGACGUGCUUAAAGGCGACAAGUUGAUCCAAAAAUUAAUGUUAGAUGAGAAAAAGUGUUAUUUGUUUGGAAGAAACCCUCAAAUGAACGACUUUUGUAUCGAUCACGCUAGCUGCUCACGAGUACACGCCGCUUUCGUCUAUCAUAAACAUUUGAAUAGAGCCUUUUUAGUUGAUCUAGGCAGCACUCAUGGGACUUACAUUGGGAAAAUGCGGUUGGAGCCGAACAAACCCACACAGCUGCCGAUCGACUCUAAUUUCCACUUUGGAGCUUCUACAAGAAAUUAUAUCAUUAGGGAACGACCAACGGGCAACUCUCGCGGAAUCAUGGAGGAUUUACCAAACACAGAGCAGGAGGGAGCACUACUUGGAUUGCCAGAAACACAGACUGAAUUGGACAAUUUGACAGAGUUCAACACGGCCCAUAACAGAAGAAUUUCUAUGUUGGGCAUCUCAACAGAUGACGGAACAGAUGUUAUAAAGCCCCCCACAGGCACCAAGCGAUCAGCAUCCAUGCCUACCAGCGGGGCCAAGAAGCAGAAGAGGAAUGUGUCGUUCAACGAAGAGGUGGACAUUAUCAACCCGGAGGACAUUGACCCCACCAUAGGAAGGUUCCGGAACCUGGUCAAGUCGACCAUAGUGCCGAAUGCCAACGCUCCACCGAGGAAACUGAAAUUGCAAAGCGCAGAUGAUAGUGCCCAUCACAUGUCACUCCGGCUGCAAGAGAUAUCCCGGAGCACCAAUCUAUACUCGGAUUUGCCAGCACCCAGCUCUCAUCUUAGUCUUAUCGGAGCCAGAUUGGGCCUGUCCCUCCCUAACCCCGCUCCGGAUGUGGAACUAGAGGGUCCCGAGCCACAUCUCAACAUACAGCCUCCUCUGCCCCAUUCAGUACCAGAGGACGGCGGCCCGUCGGCCGGGCCCAAGAAGAAGAAAUACGCGAAGGAAGCGUGGCCCGGCCGGAAACCGGGACUCAUACCCGGCGUAUGAGUGUAGAUGUUAAUUAUGCCCUAUGCUAUUGUACACGAAAUGUUCGUUUUAUACUUCAAAUAAAGGUAAACAAUUUUGAAACGUCUUUUUAUUAAAUAAUACUAUUCUUAAAGUUAACAUUUAAAGACAUCUGUUAUUUCGUUUUGCUUUUCAAAUUAUGUUAUAUUAAAAUGUAAUUUUUUACAGCGAGACGUUUUAAGAUUGUUUAACUUUUUAAUUACCUAAACAAGGUAACUUCUGUAAGAAGAGAACCAACACCAAUGGAAAUAUUUUUAAAUUCGAUUUAAAUUUUGAAAUUUCUAGAGCUUUCUCCGAAAUGCGAGAAAAUCGCUGACAAACAUACAUAUAUAAGUAGGUAAAAUUAAAAAAAAAAUGCAUAAUAAAAAGGAUUGUUCCCGCGGGAUUUGCAAUAAUAGACUAAAUGCACGAGCGAUGCCGCGGACAGAUGGUAGUAUAAUGUAUAGGGUGUAAGUGAAUUAGAUAAGAUAUUGAAUAUUUUGUACAUUUUGUAUGGGAUAUUCAUUUCAACCUGUCAAUGAGAGGAUGUUCAUUAUAUUGUGUAAAUAAAGUAUGAGUUUUU
Molecule: messenger RNA, 1758 nt
Organism: Amyelois transitella
Lineage: Eukaryota; Metazoa; Arthropoda; Insecta; Lepidoptera; Pyralidae
Gene: NiPp1
Product: nuclear inhibitor of protein phosphatase 1
Exons: 9
Coding region: 135-1178 (347 amino acids)
Cellular component (GO): nuclear speck
Molecular function (GO): protein binding; protein serine/threonine phosphatase inhibitor activity; mRNA binding
Source: RefSeq, a predicted model, not a curated record